This is a messenger RNA of Panicum hallii, 423 nucleotides long. RefSeq lists its product as uncharacterized. The transcript has a single exon. Bases 1 to 423 code for a protein of 140 amino acids. The record is from RefSeq and is a predicted model, not a curated record. Lineage: Eukaryota; Viridiplantae; Streptophyta; Magnoliopsida; Poales; Poaceae.
AUGAGCUCCGGUAAGCAAGAAGGGCCCAAGCUGUUCAGCUCGAGGAUCCUCUCAAGGGAUCGCUCAAACGUGGCCAACGCGUCCUUCAGGGUGUACUACAGCCUCGGCGCCGGCACCGUGCCCUUCUUGUGGGAGUCCAAGCCCGGCACGCCCAAGAGCUCCGUCACACCGGCCUCGGCCGCCAACGCCAUGCCGCCGAUCUCACCGCCACCGUCGUACCAAUCCAUGUCCCAAUCCAAGGCCAGAAAUUGCAGGAGGAGGUCAGCUUCUUGGCCGGCCAGAGGUUGGAUCACCUGGCUGAACCUGAACAUCAGGAGGCGGUCACCACCGUCAUCGCCAACAGAUCACCAGCAACGUUGGCUUGCCCGGGACCAUGGCGGCGGUGACGAGCGGCGGUCAUGGCGUUCCACCUUGUGCUUCUGA